GAACAUGAGAGGCCGAGAGAGAGAGAAAAAGAAAGAGCAUCUUUUGGUGCUAUAUUGACACAUCCCAAGCACCCGAAUCCCUUGGCCGGCCCCUUUGCUUCCGUCGACUGAGGCCCCGGCGGCCUGCUCUCCUCAUCUCCCCCGCCGUCCUCCUCCCUCCUUGAUCAUCAGGUCUACCCUGCUCCGCUUCUUGAAGAGACCCUGUAAAUGAUGCUUGGCUGUGUGUAUGUGUGUGGAUCUUUCUUUCUGCUACUACUUCCUUGUGCUGUGGUUGCUGCUGACAAGUGUGCAAGCUUGCUUUCAUACUGCAUAGUGGCUUACAUUUAUGGUACCAAUCAUGUCUGAUCUGCAAGCACCUCUACGACCCAAAAGAAAGAAAGUCUUGGUGGAUUAUCUGGUCCAGUUCCGAUGGAUUGUUGUCAUCUUUGUUGUGCUUCCAGUCUCUUGCUUUAUCUAUUUCAAACUAUUUCUGGGCGAUGUGAAAUCCGCAAUGAAAUCUGAAAAGCGUCGCCAGAAGGAACAUGAAGAGAACGUGAAGAAAGUUGUAAAUCGCCUCAAGCAGAGAGAUCCCCAGAAAGAUGGUCUUGUGUGCACGGCCAGGAAACCAUAUAUUGCUGUUGGCAUGCGUAAUGUUGAUUAUAAACGCGCAAGACAUUUUGAAGUUGAUCUCUCUGCAUUCAGAAACAUUCUCGAGGUUGAUAAAGAGCGAAUGGUUGCUAAGGUGGAGCCACUUGUUAAUAUGGGCCAGAUAACUAGAUAUACAGUUCCUAUGAAUCUUGCACUUGCCGUCGUUGCAGAGCUUGACGAUCUCACUGUUGGUGGACUGAUUAAUGGUUAUGGCAUCGAGGGGAGCUCACACAUUUAUGGGCUCUUUUCCGACACAGUUGUUGCCAUGGAAGUUGUCCUUGCGAAUGGCCAAGUAGUGAGGUGCACAAAGGAUAACGAAUACUCUGACCUUUUCUAUGGAAUCCCUUGGUCGCAGGGAACUCUCGGUCUCCUAGUUUCUGCUGAGAUAAAACUAAUACCCAUUAAGGAAUAUAUGAGGCUUACCUAUACCCCAUACCGUGGAACCCUGAAGGAACUUGCACAGGCUUAUGCGGAUUCUUUUGCACCCAGAGAUGGAGAUCCGUCGAAGGUUCCAGACUUUGUUGAGGGAAUGAUCUAUAAUCCAACGGAGGCUGUGCACAUGACUGGGAGAUAUGCCUCUAAAGAAGAAGCGAAGAAGAAGGGUAAUGUCAUCAACAACGUAGGGUGGUGGUUUAAACCUUGGUUUUACCAGCACGCGCAGACAGCACUCAAGAAGGGUGAGUUUGUGGAGUACAUACCCACUAGAGAGUAUUACCACAGGCACACGAGAUGUUUGUAUUGGGAAGGUAAGCUGAUCCUGCCAUUUGGAGACCAGUGGUGGUUCAGAUGGUUUUUGGGCUGGUUGAUGCCUCCGAAGGUUUCUUUGCUCAAGGCCACUCAAGGUGAAUCGGUUAGGAACUACUACCAUGAUAUGCAUGUGAUCCAGGAUCUCUUGGUUCCUCUGUACAAAGUUGGAGAUGCUCUAGAAUAUUGUCACAAUGAAAUGGAGGUUUAUCCGAUAUGGCUCUGUCCACAUCGGUUGUUCAAGCUUCCUGUGAAAACCAUGGUGUACCCAGAACCAGGCUUCGAGCAUCAUCACCGACAGGGAGACACGAGCUAUGCCCAAAUGUUCACGGACAUCGGGGUGUACUAUGCUCCAGGUCCCGUGCUCCGCGGUGAGGAGUUCAACGGUGCCGAAGCUGUCCGCAACCUCGAGGAAUGGUUGAUCCAGAACCACGGGUUCCAGCCACAGUACGCCGUCUCCGAGCUCACCGAGAAGAACUUCUGGCGGAUGUUUGAUGGAUCGCAAUACGAGCACUGCCGCAAGAAAUAUGGGGCGAUCGGGACCUUUAUGAGUGUCUACUACAAGUCCAAGAAGGGGAAGAAGACGGAGAAGGAGGUGCAGGAAGCUGAGGCCGAGAUCCUCGAACCGGCCUAUGCAGAAGAAGUUUAACAUCUGACCAACUUGAGGAUUUCAGAAUCAGCAUAACCUCUUCGAGUCCCGAUGAACUUUUUGUGUGUGACCACUUGUGUGCUUGGCUAUUUGCUGCUGUACUGUCUGUUGUAGUUGAACUUGUUUAACUCUUAGGGUUGCCCAUGUUUGACUAUGCUGUCUUCAAUUUCUCUACCAACUAUUAUUACGUGACUUGUUGUUUA
Molecule: messenger RNA, 2223 nt
Organism: Musa acuminata AAA Group (dessert banana)
Lineage: Eukaryota; Viridiplantae; Streptophyta; Magnoliopsida; Zingiberales; Musaceae
Product: delta(24)-sterol reductase
Exons: 3
Coding region: 326-2020 (564 amino acids)
Biological process (GO): steroid metabolic process
Cellular component (GO): cytoplasm; membrane
Molecular function (GO): FAD binding; oxidoreductase activity, acting on the CH-CH group of donors, NAD or NADP as acceptor
Source: RefSeq, a predicted model, not a curated record